Molecule: messenger RNA, 1203 nt
Organism: Nyctereutes procyonoides (raccoon dog)
Lineage: Eukaryota; Metazoa; Chordata; Mammalia; Carnivora; Canidae
Gene: IL36B
Product: interleukin 36 beta
Exons: 5
Coding region: 287-781 (164 amino acids)
Biological process (GO): cellular response to lipopolysaccharide; positive regulation of T cell differentiation; inflammatory response to antigenic stimulus
Molecular function (GO): interleukin-1 receptor binding; cytokine activity
Source: RefSeq, a predicted model, not a curated record
CAGAGCACCUCAGUCCAGAGGAAGCCAUAGUCCAUAAUAACAGAUUACAGGUACAGCUUGAAGUCGUGAAGCCUGUUGACCUUUGAUCUUCUCUAGGUCCCUGGUGUCUCCUUUUCAGUAAAAGAACUAGGAGUCCUAGACAGCUUUCCAGAGCUCUUUGAUGCAGAUAGAGCCUUAACUUUGGAUCCCAGGACAAGAGCAUCUCUUGGACAAAGACCAGCUGCUGACAACCUCCUCUUCAUCAUCUGAUCUACCUUGUUCCCUUUAAGGAAGCUCAGAAGCUAUCAUGGCCACCCCACAAAGGGUAGAAUUUCCCAGAAUCUUUGGUGUUUGUGAUUCUCUACAAAUGGUGUGGGUCCUGAAAGAAAAUUCAUUAAUAGCAACUCCUUUUAGCAGAAAUGUCAAACCUGUCAGUCUUGAUUUAACAACAUGUACAGACAAAGAAUUCCAUGAUGCAGGAAAAGGCAAUCCAGUUUACUUGGGAAUCAAGGGCAACCAUCUCUGUCUCUUCUGUGCAGAAAUUCAGGGCCAGCCUUCUCUGCAGCUAAAGGAGAAAAAGAUCAUGGAUAUGUACCGGGAGAAGAAAGCACAGAAGCCGUUUCUCUUUUUCCAUAGUAGGGAGGGUUCCACCUCUGUCUUUCAAUCUGUUUCCUAUCCUGACUGGUUCAUAGGCACUUCCAAAAUGGAAGGACAUCCUGUCAUUCUCACCAAGGAGAGGGGCAAAAAUCACAACACUAACUUCUAUUUAGAGCCUGAGGACUUACCUCAUCCUGAGAUGUGAGUGGCUGAUUCCAGGACAGAGGAUCAAGUAGUCCAAGAAUCUUCCAUUCAGAAAUACAAUGGGUCAUCUUGAGAGACCAACAUGCACUGAUACCCAUCCAUAUCCACCUCAUUCUCAUCUUCCCAAACCACCUCAUCCUUUAGACAUCAUUUCUGCACCAUGUCUUUCCACCUAAACAUCAUCCCAAUAUGAAAUCUGAGUCACUUUUUAUUCUUUCCUGAUCUUGUCCCACCAUCCACCAACUGCCACAUCCAGUUAAGUCAACAUCCAAAAUGCUUCCUGUACACCCCUCUCUCUUUUCCUUUUGAGAACCUAUGGCCUAGAGAUGUGAAUUCCAAAUAUUUUUGUUCAUACAACCCUAUCAAAAAGAGUACUAUUUGUUAAUUCUCUGCAUGUUUAUUAUAAAUAUCAUGAUAUGUAUU